AUGUGGCAAGCACAAGAAGACCUGAGCUCACCCAACACCUCCACCUUCGGCAGCCACGCGAGCAGCUGCAAGGCUGCUGCCAACAGCCUGGAGGAGGUGAGCCGGGCAGGGGCCGUGGGGGUGCACCCCCAGAGGCUGGGGGGGGCCACUCCCCUCGUGGUCCUGGAGGACGCCCGUUCACACCUCAUCAGUAACCUUGACGACCACAUCACUGCCCAGGAGAAGUUUUCAGCCAGCUACUGGCUAGAGGGUGAGAAGCAGCUGGGCAGCACCUUUAGCACCUUCUCUGCCCUCUGAGAGCUGCUGACUGUCAGGAGCCUGUGUCUGUUCAAGCAUGUGCCCGUGAGGGAACCUGCUCCGGCGAGCACGCUGGUGUGCAGUGUGCGGGGCGCCAACACCAAGGAGAAGCACCAACUGGCGAAGCAGCAUGGCAUGGUGUGGAGCCAGAUGAGUGGCAAGGAGAUCGCUGAGGAGACGGAGAAGAUUGACCUGCUGCAAAACGACAUCAGGCACUGCAGCUCACAGUUUUUUUUUCAGGAAUGUUUAAACACAAUGGCAAAACUUUCUAAGUUUACAGAAAAGCUCACCCCAGAGCUGCAGGAUGAGGAGAAGCAGAUGUGUGCCGUUGGGAAUCAGCUGAAAAUGGCAUUGCAGCUGGAGCAAAAAGAGGACCCUGGGAACAAGCAAGCAGGGUACAACAUGCACCAGCCGCAAGAGAACAAGCAGUACGGCACGGAGAAGUCAGGGAUUCUCUUCAAGAAAAGCCAUGGGUUGAGGAAAGUCUGGCAGAAGAGGAAAUGCACCAUCAGCAAUGGCUACCUAAUAAUCUCUCACAGCAUGCACGACCACCUGCCAGCAAAGCUGAAUUUACUGACCUGCCAGGUGAAGCCGAACACGGAUGACAAGAGAUGCUUUGAUGUGGUUUCCUACAGCCGCACGUACAGCUUCCUGGCAGAGGACGAGCAGGACUGUGUCACCUGGGUGUCCGUCCUCAGCAACAGCAAGGUGGAGGCGCUGAACGUGGCCUUCAGCAAGACACGGGGUGGAGGGGAGAGUAACCAGCAGGAGCUGACGCGGGCCAUCAUUGGGGAAGUCAGAGGCAUGUCCGGGAACAGGGAGUGCUGCGACUGCUCAGCCCCAGAUCCCUCUUGGCUUUCCAUCAACUUGGGCAUCCUGAUCUGCAUCGAGUGCUCUGGGAUUCACAGAGGGAUGGGUGCACACCUCUCCCACAUCCAGUCACUCUCUCCAGACAAGCUGGCAAGCUCUGAGUUACUGCUGGCAAGGAAUAUUGGCAACUCUGGUUUCAAUGACAUCAUGGAAGCAAAUCUCCCCAGCCUUUUCCUGAAGCCUGCAGUGCACAGCGACACGGCCUAUCGGAAAAAUUUCAUCAUUUCCAAGUAUGUUGAGAAGAAAUAUGUCAAGAGGAGCCCUGCUGCUCGGUGCUCUGGCCUCCAAGAAGCCGUGAAAGACAAGGACAUAUUUACUUUGCUCCAAGCAUAUGCAGAGAACAUGGAUUUGAGCGAGCCUGUGCUGGCCCCUCUGCAGGAACCUGGGGAGACUCUUCUCCACCUGGCAGUGCUGUUGUCUGAUCGAACCUCUUUGCAUAUUGUCGACUUUCUUGUCUGGAACAGCGGGAGCCUGGCAAAGCAGAUGGCAGAGGGGAACACGUCGCUUCACUACUGCUGCCUGCACAACAAACCCGAGAGCCUCAAACUGCUGCUGAAAGCCAAUGCCAACAUCACCAUUGCUAACAAAGCGGGAGAGACUGCCCUGGAUGUUGCCAGGAGGAUGAGACAUCCCUUGUGUGAAGAGCUGCUGCUGCAGGCCCAGAGCAAUCAGUUCAGCCCCCAUGUCCGCGUGGAGUACGAGUGGUGCCUGGGCCAAGAUGAUAUGUAUGAGAGCGAUGAAGACCUCAACAAGAAGCUGAGUCUUGUGAAGAAGGGGUCUGCCUGUUCCCGGAGCUGCUACCACCCCCCUGCUGCUGCACCCAGGCUGGAGGCAGCCGGGGCAGUGCCCCGGGGGGGGGGGCAGGGUGGCAGGCUGAGGCAGUGGGUCGCACAGCACGACCCUUUGGUGGGAGAGGAUGAUCAGCCCAACUGUGUCACAGGUGCCCUGGAAGCCAUGGAUCCCCUCUGCCUGCCUGGCCCACACCAAUCUCUCCAGGAGCCAAAUCCGCAUUCUGGCCGUGCCUGGGUUGUACCACCUCUUCCUCCUUGGAGCAGUUCGGACAGGCUGCUGCUCUGCAGGGUCUGCGCUCUCUACGACUGUGAUGCUGACCAGGAAGAUGAGCUGACUUUCCGCACAGGAGAGAUCAUUGUGGUGUCUGAAAAGGAGGACAGCAACUGGUGGAAAGGGUGGAUUGAAGGACAGCCUCACAGGCAAGGUGUCUUCCCCGCUUCAUUCGUGCACGUGCUCAGCAUGUAG
Messenger RNA from Apaloderma vittatum (bar-tailed trogon), 2424 nucleotides. Its product is annotated as arf-GAP with SH3 domain, ANK repeat and PH domain-containing protein 1-like. Gene Ontology annotation, molecular function: protein binding; GTPase activator activity. The record is from RefSeq and is a predicted model, not a curated record. Gene Ontology annotation, biological process: positive regulation of GTPase activity. NCBI's taxonomy places the organism in Eukaryota, Metazoa, Chordata, Aves, Trogoniformes, Trogonidae.